Messenger RNA from Aspergillus tubingensis, 1341 nucleotides. Its product is annotated as differential expressed Arsa-7. The transcript has a single exon. The record is from RefSeq and is a predicted model, not a curated record. The coding region runs from base 1 to 1341 and encodes 446 amino acids. NCBI's taxonomy places the organism in Eukaryota, Fungi, Ascomycota, Eurotiomycetes, Eurotiales, Aspergillaceae.
AUGAAGUUCACCGGAAUCGCUUUCGCUGGUCUUAUCGGUUACGCUGCCGCCCUGCCGGCCAUGGGCGCCCAGCAAGACUCUGCUCCCAAUGGUGUUCAGGCCAGCGGAGCUCCCUCCUUCCAGGGUGCUGCUCCCUCCGGCUCCCCCCUUCCCCUUCCCUCGGGUGCUCCUCAGGGCCAGGGCCAGGGCUUCGGAGGACAGGGCCAGGCUCCCACCGUGAGCUUGGGCGACGCUCCUCAGCCUCCUCCCACUGGCUCCGCUGCCCCCGCUCCUUCCGGAGCUCCUCGCGGCCACAAGAGACGCCAGCUCGAGAUCCCCGCUUCCGCCUCUAACGUCCCUGCCCCGACCGGCUCCGCCGCUGCUGGAGGUGACUUCGGUGGUGUCGCUCCCUCCGGUGUUGCUGGCGGCAACGGCGCUGCUCCUUCCGGUUCUUUCGGUGGUGCUGCUCCCUCUGGCGUCGCUGGUGGCAACGGCCCCUCUCCCUCUGGCUCCUUCGGUGGCCAGGCCGGCCAGUCUGGCUCUUUCGGCGGCAACGGUGCUGCUCCCUCCGGCGUUGCUGGCGGUAACGGCCCCUCUCCUUCCGGCUCUUUCGGUGGUGCCGCUCCCUCCGGUGUUGCUGGAGGCAACGGUCCUUCUCCUUCUGGCUCCUUCGGUGGCCAGCAGGGUCAGCAGGGUCAGCAGGGCCAGGGCUCCCAGUCCCAGGGCCAGUCCCAGGACUCUCAGUCUCAGGGCUCCCAGUCUGAGCGCUCCCAGUCUCAGGGAUCUGACUCCCAGGGAUUCGACUCCGAGGGAUCUCAGGGCUCUUCCGAGCAGGGCUCCUCCUCUGAGCAGGGCUCUGGCUCCAGCUCUUUCGGUGGCAACGGUGGCGCUGCUCCCUCCGGUGUUGCUGGCGGUGACGGCCCCUCUCCUUCUGGCUCUUUCGGCGGUGCUGCUCCCUCUGGCGUCGCUGGUGGCAACGGUCCCUCCCCUUCCGGCUCUUUCGGUGGUAACGGCGCUGCUCCCUCUGGCAUUGCUGGCGGCAACGGCCCCUCUCCUUCCGGCUCUUUCGGUGGCGCUGCUCCCUCCGGUGUUGCUGGCGGUGACGGCCCCUCUCCUUCUGGCUCUUUCGGCGGUGCUGCUCCCUCUGGCGUCGCUGGUGGCAACGGUCCCUCCCCUUCCGGCUCUUUCGGUGGUAACGGCGCUGCUCCCUCUGGCAUUGCUGGCGGCAACGGCCCCUCUCCUUCCGGUGCUGCUCCUUCCGGCGUCGCUGGUGGUAACGGUCCCUCUCCUUCCGGUGCUGCUGGUGGUGCUCCCGCUGCCUCGGGUGCUCCCGCCGCUGCUCCCUCGGGUGCUUCCUACUAA